UCCAUGACUUUGUACGACAAAGUUAGAGCUUCUAUUUUUUACCAAUUCAGCAUGUGCUUUGUAAAAUAAAGCUAAGCACCGUAAGCUUGGGCUUAGGCUGUUCCCUUCUUUCCUUUCCUUUCCUAUUUUCAUCUCGCGCUAGAUUCUCGUAUUGAUGUUGGGCCGUAAGAUCUCUGACAGGAACGUACUCAAUCACACUGACGAGUAUGAUGAGCAGUACAGUUCAUCAGCUCAUAUCAAUGAAAUCCGUGGUCUAGCGCUACAUGGUCGAAGAAACAGACAGAUGACGAAUGCAAAUAAGAGCCGCAUCAUGGCACCACUGAGAUCGCUUCAGCGGUAUACAAGAUACUUUCGACGAAAUUUACCAAAAAAUUGGCUGCCUGAACCAACCCGAGCCUCAGGCUGGCCACUUAUCAACUUUGCUGUCCGCACCUAUACCAAUCUUUUUUUGACAUUCUUGUUUGACUAUUCCAUGCUGUUUGUCUCACCAGUCAAUGCUAUCAUGGUCCUUACCGUUUAUCCUUUCAUGAUCUUACUGCUGAUUACGGUGGAAGUGUCACUGAAGAUAUUCCUGGACUUUCUCGGUGGCCAAGAGCUUGUCACGUAUUUGAGCUUACGAUACGGUGGAGGACUCUCACCGGUUAAUUGGGCUACGCCGCACUUAUUCCAUACGCAGGGAAAUGUAGACCUUAUGUUGGCCACCAUCCCUACUCUCGGCGAAGCGCCAUCCGACACCCGAUCGCCCUCGGCUACCCAUGUUCGGUACUUCGAUAUUUCAAAGGCCGAAGUAAUGAUGUUAUUAUCUGCUUUGAUCUAUGAACGAGAUGCGAGCAAGGUCAAGGAGGCUUAUCAAAUGUAUGCUGAUGAUAAUGAUUCUGAAUUAAAAGACGAAGAAAAAGAAGCAAGAGAAAACAAGAUGCACGUUCUUCUCUGGGAGUCAGAGAAGCGAGUUCGUCAAAUUGCACGUCGUUGGGGAUUGCAUUUUGCUGGCGUAUCUGAGCUUAAGUCUCUCGGAGGACCAUUUUGCGGUAUGUUCUGGUCCACGGAACACAACUGCAUUAUUGUGACCUUGAAAGGCACUACCAUUGACAACUACGAAGAAAUCAUGUUGGAUGCUGCCAUUCAGCGCACUGAUGCCCGGCCCUUCCUUUUCGGGUCAUGUCAUCAGGGAUUCUACGAGUCUGUGUUCCCAAGCUCAGGUGGAUUUGCAAAUGAUACCAGAGACCCUUACGGUACCAUAUUGGAAGCAUUGCACGAACGAGCCAGGAAAAUCCAAAAUCAUAGAAAUUCCACUGACCCGGUUAACAUUUGGGUCACUGGGCAUUCGUUAGGUUCAGCCAUGUCCUGCCUGAUAUUUGCUAGAUGGCUUCGUUGCUCAGAGGAUAUGGACGCUAAGCUGUGCGUCUUGAGAGAUGCAUAUACCAUUGGUACCCCAGCAGUGGGAGACAACGAUUUUGCUGCAGGCUUUGCGUCUUAUACCAACACACCCUAUUCAAGAACCUCGACAUUGUGGCGUAUCAUCAACAAGAAGGAUAUCUUCACUAGAUUGCCUAUUGGCACCGACAAUCCGAUCAUUGGAAGACAUUUUACCCGCAACGACUUUUUCAACUACUCGCAUGUUGGCCAAGCCAUCGAGCUUUUGUCCAUGUGGCACGAAGAACCAGCUAAAAUCUAUCCAUCCACUUAUCAACCCAGCUUGAAAGUUCAGGUGGUGCUAGGUGGCUACAAUACGUCCAAGUCAGCCAACAUCAUCCAUGGACAAGAGCGCUUCACAGAAGAUGAAGAGGCUUAUAAUGUAUCAUCACCCACUGCGACGGAUUCAUCCAUGUCUUCACGAUCUGGCUCGCAAAUUUUGCAACUGACCAAGAUUAAGCGACGAAGUGCCAGUGACUACCAGCCAGCGGAAACAUACAAGCCCAUUCCCGUCCUGAUACGCCAGUUAGACGAAAGGGGAAUGUUUGACAAAUUGGACACUUGGCUGAACGGAAAAAAUCCAAUUCAGCUGAUUGAGGCUCUCUAUCCCUUUUUCUUCAUGGAUCAUAUUCCACAUGAGUACUAUACAGCAUUGCAAAGACUGAGGCACUAUCAUGAACAGGACAAUGAAAAGAUGGCUGUCACCAAACCAAAAACAACUUGAGUGAUCCUCCAGUACUAUUCCCUUUCUAUUUUGCAUUUAUCACCUUCGACCCAUCCUCCGCAUAAUUAUGAUAUUUAAGAUGUUUCUAUUACAACGAGUUCGCUGAACAGCCAUGGGUUGUUACAGCAUGAAACGAAUAAAUUAAAGCUAAUGCUCGUAAAGAAAAGAAGACAAAGAAAAACAAGAGAACCAAUACAGUGUUAGGAUGGAUUAUAUGCAG
Molecule: messenger RNA, 2357 nt
Organism: Umbelopsis ramanniana AG
Lineage: Eukaryota; Fungi; Mucoromycota; Umbelopsidomycetes; Umbelopsidales; Umbelopsidaceae
Exons: 5
Coding region: 155-2137 (660 amino acids)
Biological process (GO): lipid metabolic process
Source: RefSeq, a predicted model, not a curated record